This is a messenger RNA of Tachysurus vachellii, 2891 nucleotides long. It is a transcript of the gene shisal1b, whose product is annotated as shisa like 1b. The record is from RefSeq and is a predicted model, not a curated record. The transcript is spliced from 5 exons. The coding region runs from base 340 to 969 and encodes 209 amino acids. NCBI's taxonomy places the organism in Eukaryota, Metazoa, Chordata, Actinopteri, Siluriformes, Bagridae.
GUCGAGUCUAAAGCACUUGGACUCUGAGGACUUGGCAGGCUGCUCUUUCACCUUCCUUUCUCCUGAACAGAUACCUGCACUUCAGGAGAACCCACUGGUUCCAAGGCAACAAAUAAAUGGCACCAAGACUGAGGAGCAACUGAGGACGAACUGACAGAGACGCAGAGAAGGAGAGAAGAAGAGAGGGAGAGACAGGAAGAGGGAUUCCCCCGUGUGUGGAGUAAACAGAGAGAGGCUGGUGGAGUGUCAGAUUGCUGCAGCCAUGACAACAUCAGCUGGACACGCGACAUGAUGUCUGAGCUCAGCUGAAGCUGUCCAUCCUCCUCCGGCCAUCCUCUCAUGGGGGAGGACAAAAAGAUGAGUGUCACUAGAUGUCGGUCCUUCAACCUUUUGGCCAUCAUUGUGCUCCUGUUUUCCUCAGCAGCUCUCUCGGCUCAUUUUCGGGUUUGUGAACCUUAUACUGACCACAAAGGCCGGUAUCAUUUUGGCUUCCACUGUCCUCGUCUGUCAGACAACAAGACCUACAUGUUCUGCUGUCACCACAACAACACUGCCUUCAAGUACUGCUGCAAUGACACUGAGUUUCAAACCAUCAUGCAGGUCAACCUCACAACCACAUUGGAUGGGUUUUCACACAAUAACUACACAGCACUGGUUGGAGUGUGGAUCUAUGGCUUUUUCGUCAUGGUGCUGCUGGCACUGGACUUCCUCUACUACUCAGCCAUAAACUACGAAGUGUUCAGGGUGUACCUGGAGAAGUGGGGGCUUGGGGGUCGCUGGCUGACGCAAGCUCGCAGUCAGUGGCAAAGGCCUGAGCAGGAGGAGAGUCAGGGGCAGCUUUCUCAUCCUGGAGCUCCAGCAGGAUUAUCACACCACCAACAAACACACUUUCACUCCCAGCCCAGACACAGCCUGAAGCCAGAGGCCCAGAGUCCAACACACACACCACACAACACAUCAAUCGCCUGAUGCCAGAUGAUCGGAGAACAUCUAAGAGGAAUGUUUAGAAGAAAAUAAAGUUUGUGCCUCAGACCUCAGAGAAUACCCCUCUUGGUAGUGAAUGCUGGUUCGAGCGCAUCUCCACUUCCAGCUGUCUCUCUUCAAGCACAACCAUCUCUAAUCAUCUGUUCUUCUCUAUGGAUUUCCCAUCAGACUCAGCCAGAGAAACACUAAAGAAUCACUGGCAUGUUUGGUUUGUACACAGAACACGGCAAUUAAGGGAACUACAUCAUAGCUUGAAUUUGUAGGGGAAAGAGACAAUGACGAAGACGAAGACAUCGACGACGAUGAUAAUAUGAGACUCUACUGAACUUUUGGAGGAUCUAAGGAACUAUAUUACAGCUUGUCUAGGGCAGGAACACCUUUAUAUUUAAUAUUUAUAUUGUUCACACAUUGUUUAUGACCUAAUCCUGGCUAAAUACUGUAACUGUGGUGGUAGGAGCUUUUGUUUUUACAUUAUUUAUGUAUUUAAUUUAGUGAUUAUUAUGAUAUUAUGAGGGAAGCCCUGUUAGGAACUGUUACUAUAAUAUUUUUUACUGUCUGACGUUCGACUUUCUGCUCCCUUGUAAAAUUUGGAAAGAUGUAUAAUAAUUACCCAAGAACAUUUCACAAGACACGAUGGUAUAUUUUUUUUUAGCAAUAUUUAAUUGUGAUGACGCAAACAAGCUGAAACUUUUGUGUCAUGGAUGGCAAAAGAUAUUUGUACUGUUCCAUAACAUGAAACCAGGUGUGAUCAUAGAUGUUGGAGUCAGUUGUGUUCACUUUAAUUGUUAGCAUAUCUGAUGGAGAUCUUCUGUUUACACAGUCAUUAAACUGUGGUGUUUGCAUUUCUUUUGUAAUCCAAGACUAGGAAAUGACUUUAAUGACCAAAAGUAGCAGCUUUCAUUUACAAUCCAUGUUUUAUCAGUGAAUCCAUGAGUAUGUGUAUUUAUUACUGUCAGACUGAAGUUACUUUAACAUCUGAAUGAAAUAAAAAAGUAUAAAAUAAUAAACAUAUCCCCAUCUUUGAGCAGUGCAGCAUAGUUAGACUUUUAAAAAAAAAUGUAGUUGGCAUAACUUCUGAUUUUAUAUUAUUAAGUUAGAGCUUAAUAACAAACAUGUAUACGAUACAUCGCACCGUUAUGUAAAAGUAGAAAAUAACGAGUAUCAUAAGGAACAUGUGACUGAUUAAGUAAUUAUUGUAAUCCAGCAACCCAUGAUUAUGGUAAAUAAGCAUCAAAUAUAUCUGAUAAAGCUGAAAUCCAAUUAACUGUUUUCUAGAGUGGAACGGUAUUAUCUCAUGUUCCACCUUGACAUUCGCUGCAGUGAUUAGCUCAUGCUGGGAUUGCAGGAAGGAGAUGGACACAGAAUGAAAGGGUUGAAAAUAAAUUUCAAGCAUAUCUGAAGCAGGAUGGUAAUUUAAUUGGAGAUAGGAGAUUAUUUGUAAUUCGGUCUGGUCUAGUACACAGACUGCUAGGCUUGAUUCAAUCUAGAAACAUCCUUUACGGUUUGGGUUUCAAUUCAACAAAUGUCAAGCUUUUUAGUAGGUAUAUCAGGUGCAAAGUCGUUAGUCUAAUAUUAAUAAAUUACUCUCCUCGGUUUCCACAAACAGGGAACAGCUUGACGUUGUUUAUUUAUUUAUUUUUGUUUGUCUUUUUUUUUUUUUCAAGACAGCCUGUCUUGGCAACAGUUGCCUUAGUAAAUCUAUACUUGUACACAGCAGCAGUGUAGCUACUGGUACCUUCAAGCAGGGUGUAUGGUGUUCCACACACACGCAUCCACCCACAAACAUGAAGGCAACAUGCCACACAUAUGUGUCAUCUUGUGUUUUGUUAUUUGGUAGACUGUAAAGCCUUGUACUUGCAGUUGUUAACUUUGUACUGUCACAAAUGGACAUAGUAAAGAUCUAUCUU